Molecule: messenger RNA, 1197 nt
Organism: Elaeis guineensis (African oil palm)
Lineage: Eukaryota; Viridiplantae; Streptophyta; Magnoliopsida; Arecales; Arecaceae
Source: RefSeq, a predicted model, not a curated record
CCAACAAGGGACCAAGAAGGAGGCGAAGAAGAAAAAACCGAGGAAGUUGAAGACGAAGAAGAGCAAAAUGGAGAUGGAGAAGGACGAGCUGAGGAGUGGGCUUCUUCCGGUCCUCCAUCCAAAUUCCAUCUCUAUCAGAGAUCUGUCCAGUCGCCAAAGGGGGACAUAAGCUACAUGCAGAAGUUCUUCCUCAUGUACGUCGGCGGAAGAUUUCCGCUCCACUUGCAAGAGGAUUUCUGCGGCACCGCCCUUCUCAGUUCUGAGUGGCUCCAUAGUGACCCAAGACGGACAGCAGUGGGUCUAGAUUUGGACCUUGAGGCACUUAACUGGUGCCUGGAGAACAAUUUAAAUAAGGUUGGGGCUGAUGGAUAUUCUAGGAUCUCCCUUUUCCAUGGUAAUGUUUUGCAGCCUCAUAAAGCCUGCCUGGUCAAACACAGAGCAGAAGAUCUCAUGAAAGGUCUAGUUGUAAGAGAUGAAGAUUAUUCCAUUCAAAUGUGCUCUAGCAGUUCAACCAUGGAAGAAGCUGUUCUGCCCAGCAGAGACAUCAUCUGUGCAUUCAAUUACAGCUGCUGUUGCCUCCACAAACGCACAGAUUUGGUCUUGUACUUUAAGCAUGCUUUCCAUGCAUUGUCUAAAAAGGGUGGUAUCUUUGUAAUGGACCUAUAUGGAGGUAGAUCUUCAGAGUGCAAGCUACGGCUGCAGAGGAGAUUCUCUGACUUUACAUAUGUCUGGGAACAAGCAGAGUUUGAUAUCAUAAACCGCAGGACAAGAAUCAGUCUUCACUUUCAUCUUGGAAAGAAGCAGAUGCUGCGGCAUGCAUUUGCAUACGACUGGCGCUUGUGGUCCUUGCCAGAAAUUAAGGACUGUUUGGAGGAGGCUGGAUUCCAAUAUGUACGUUUUUGGAUGCGACAGAUGCCAAACACUGAUGACCGUGAAAAUUUGGAGGAAUUUACUGUUGGUCGUGAUGUCAAGUACGAAGAAUUGUCAUCUUUUCAGCAGCAAGAUGCAUGGAACACAUAUAUUGUCGGUGUAAAAAACAAUUAGCAAACGUGUACAAUUUUACCCAUCUCUUUUUUUCUGAUGGAACAAUUUUACCCAUCUCCUUGUUGCAACAUUAGGACCCUAGCUUGACAUAAAAUUUUGCACUCAUCCUAUCUCAUUUGACUUUAAAUAGACUUCUGCUUGCCAUUUCUGUCA